Molecule: messenger RNA, 408 nt
Organism: Trichomonas vaginalis G3
Lineage: Eukaryota; Parabasalia; Trichomonadida; Trichomonadidae
Product: protein ubiquitination
Exons: 1
Coding region: 1-408 (135 amino acids)
Molecular function (GO): protein binding
Source: RefSeq, a predicted model, not a curated record
AUGUGUUUGGAACAACAAGAUCCUGAUGAAGAAUGUUUAAAGUAUGCAAUUAUCUCGCACAACAUAGAUUUUGUUACUUAUUUAAUGGAUGAAUAUCAAAUUGAUGAAAUGAAUUUAUCAGAUUGUUUAGAUUAUAAUAAUAUUCAAGCAUUCUUUUAUUAUUAUGAUCGAACUCAGUUAAUCAAUACAUGUUUUGUUUAUGUUCCUUAUUUUAAGAAUUUAUGCGUUUGUGAAUACUUCAUUCUUCAGGAAGUUGAUGUCAAUAAAAAAGACGAUCGCCAAAUAACAGCUCUUCAUUGGGCAUCACUUUCUAAUAAUGUUGAAAUAUUAGAUCUCCUCAUUUCUCACGGUGCUGAUUUAGAAGCAAAAGAUAAAUCAGGACAUACUCCUCUUCUUCUUGCAACAUAA